UGCUCAUAUCCUGACCUUUAGAAAGUUACAGUGAAACAGCUCCACUGAUAAGGACACUCCGACUCUUCUUAAACCCCCCGGGGCGGACGUGCGGCCAGAGCUACGCGGCUAGACCUGGCCAUCCACUUGUUGAGUUCACAACAGUUCAACCAGAGCCGCUCUAUUUAAAGAGGCAACAACAUGGCACACGGGCUUGUCAGGCGGGAGUCAGUGGAAACGGAGAUGCACAAAUCCGAAGACAAAGGGAAGACGUUUGUUUACACCAAAAAGAAGGGCUACGAUGUCACCAGAAACCCCCACCACAACAAGGGAAUGGCUUUCUCCAUGGAGGAGCGUCUCCAGCUCGGAAUCCACGGCCUGGUGCCUCCUUGCUUCAUCAGCCAGGACGUCCAGCUGCUCAGAGUCCUAAAAAACUAUGACAUGAAAAGAGAUGACCUGGACAGAUAUGUGUUCCUGAUUGGGCUCAUGGACCGCAACGAGAAGCUCUUCUAUCGCCUUAUAAUGUCAGAUGUGGAGAGGUUUAUGCCCAUCAUUUAUACUCCCACUGUGGGUCUGGCCUGCCAGCAGUAUGGCCUCAUCUUUCGAAGACCAAGGGGGCUUUUCAUCACUGUUCAUGACCGUGGGCACAUUGCUUCAAUCCUCCAAAACUGGCCAGAAAAGGACAUCAAGGCUGUUUGUGUGACGGAUGGAGAGAGGAUCCUGGGACUGGGAGAUCUGGGUUGCCAUGGCAUGGGUAUCCCAGUUGGCAAGCUGGCCCUCUACACAGCCUGUGGAGGAAUGCCUCCCCAGCAGUGUCUACCUGUCAUGCUGGAUGUUGGCACAGACAACGAGGCACUGCUAAAGGACCCCCUCUACAUCGGGUUGAGGCAUAAGAGAGUCCGAGGCCAGGCCUACAAUGAGCUGAUAGAUGAAUUUAUGAAAGCCGUUUCAGACAGGUAUGGAAUGGACUGUCUGAUUCAGUUUGAGGACUUUGCAAACAUUAAUGCUUUUCGUCUGCUGAACAAGUACCGCAACAAAUACUGCACAUUCAACGAUGACAUCCAAGGCACAGCAGCAGUAGCAGUAGCAGGAUUGCUUGCCGCCCUCCGCAUCACCAAAAGCAAAAUGAGCAACCACACCAUUGUGUUCCAAGGGGCAGGAGAGGCAGCGAUGGGGAUUGCUGAGCUGAUCUCCAUGGCCAUGGAGAAGGAGGGACUUAGUAAAAUAGAAAGCUUGAAAAAAAUCUGGAUGGUUGAUUCAAAGGGUCUCAUCGUCAAGGGUCGAGACCACCUGACCCAUGAGAAGGAGAGAUUUGCCCAUGAGCAUCCCCAGAUGAAAAACCUGGAGGAUGCGGUUCGGGAUCUGAAACCCACAGCUAUCAUUGGUGUGGCAGCUGUUGCCGGAGCUUUCUCUGAGCAGAUCAUCAGGGACAUGGCUUCCUUCAAUCAGCGACCAAUUAUCUUUGCCCUCAGCAACCCAACCAGCAAAGCUGAAUGUACUGCUGAGCAGUGCUACACAUUCACAGAGGGGCGCGGCAUCUUCGCCAGUGGCAGUCCAUUUGACGCUGUCACCCUGCCUGAUGGGAGGACAUUCUAUCCUGGUCAGGGCAACAACGCCUAUAUCUUCCCCGGUGUAGGCCUGGGCGUCACUGUCUGUGCCCUGCGAAACAUUACCGAGGAUGUCUUCCUAACAGCUGCAGAGGCUCUUGCUGACCUGGUGACUGAGAAGGACCUUGCAGAGGGAAGACUCUAUCCUCCUCUCAGCUCCAUCAGGGAGGUUUCUCUUAAACUGGCUGCUAAGAUCAUGGAUUAUGCCUAUGACCACAAAAUGGCCACGCUUCGUCCAGAGCCGUCCGACAAAGAAGCACAUGUUCGCUCAAUCUGUUAUAGCACUGACUAUGAUGACUUCACUGUUGACUCAUACCAGUGGCCAGAGGACUGUAUGACUGUGCAGUCAUGUAAACUUUGAUGUUCUGCACACAGAAACCAAAAAGCCCUUAAAAAGGAGAAUUACUACUGACAUGCAAUGUUAUCCAAAGACAAAGCGUUGGGAUGUAAAAUAUAUGUCUAGAACUUUCCCAUUGAUUAUAUUGCUGUAUUUAAAAAUAACUGAUGACAGCUCGAGAAUUAUUGGUUUGCAUCAUGAAAUACUGCACCAGCUGUUGUCACCAAUUUGUUUUACAGUAAAAUAUAUGGGGAGGGUCUUUUAUGUUUUACCUUUAAUUGUACUGUAAUAGGUAGUCACUUUAUCACUGUAUCAGCUAAAAUCCAAAGACACUUUGCCAAAUAAAGAAGCUUUUGAUUAAA
Girardinichthys multiradiatus is the source of this 2285-nucleotide messenger RNA. RefSeq names its product malic enzyme 1, NADP(+)-dependent, cytosolic (gene me1). NCBI's taxonomy places the organism in Eukaryota, Metazoa, Chordata, Actinopteri, Cyprinodontiformes, Goodeidae. Gene Ontology annotation, biological process: malate metabolic process; pyruvate metabolic process. The record is from RefSeq and is a predicted model, not a curated record. Gene Ontology annotation, molecular function: malate dehydrogenase (decarboxylating) (NADP+) activity; malate dehydrogenase (decarboxylating) (NAD+) activity; NAD binding. The coding region runs from base 181 to 1947 and encodes 588 amino acids. The transcript is spliced from 14 exons. Gene Ontology annotation, cellular component: mitochondrion.